AUGGAGAUAACAGAGGCAUCGUGGCCGACGAUUGGUGUCGCACUGGUCGCUCUUGCAGCAAUUGGCCUUCUGGUGAUAUUCAUUACCCUCCACAUCGUUGCGCCCAAGCCCCGCGCCGUACUUCCCUCAGAGAAGAUCUACCUGACCUCCUCCGCCUCCGGCAAGCCAGUCAAGGCUACCGCGCCGUGCUGGUUCGACCGCUGGUUCGCCGAGCGCCGCGUUUCCGAGGCCAAUGCCCACCUCACCGAUCCCCGCGACGUUCCAGACUCCGGCGCGACCAUCGACCCCGCCGACGUGCGCCUCACCGUCGUCCUCCCAGCCUACAACGAGGCAGCCCGCAUCCUACCCACCCUCGAGGAGGCCGUCGCCUACCUCGACGCCAACUUCGGCCGGCCCUCCUCCGACAACAAGCCCCUCCUCAGCCCGACGAACUUGCGCCGCCGUACGAAGAACCCGCCUUCCGAAGCCCUCUCCGGCUACGAGAUCAUCAUUGUCGACGACGGCAGCAAGGACAGUACCGUGGACGUCUGCCUCGACUUCGCCCAGAAGAACAACCUGCACGAUGUCCUCCGCGUGGUCAAGCUCGAGCGCAACCGCGGCAAGGGCGGUGCCGUCACUCACGGCUUCCGCCACGCCCGCGGAGAGUACGUGCUCUUCGCCGACGCCGACGGCGCCACCAAGUUCAGCGACCUGGGCCGUCUGAUCCAGGGCUGCGAGGAAGUUGUCGACGGUUCCCACCGCGGCGUUGCUAUUGGCAGUCGUGCGCAUCUGGUCGGCAGCGAGGCUGUUGUAAAGCGCUCUGCACUCCGAAACUUCCUGAUGCGCUCCUUCCACCUUGUCCUCAUGAUCCUCACCCCGCCCGCCACCUCGCGCCUCCGCGACACCCAGUGCGGCUUCAAGCUCUUCACCCGCGCCGCCCUCCCGCAUAUCGUCCCCUACAUGCACACCGAGGGCUGGAUCUUCGACAUUGAGAUGCUGCUCCUCGCCGAGUCGGCGCCUCCUUCGCCGGUUCUCGGAGAAGACGGCAGUGUUAUUGGCACCAGCCCCGGCAUCCGUGUGGCGGAGGUGCCCGUCGACUGGCACGAGGUCCCAGGAUCCAAGCUCAGCGUCAUCUCGGACAGCAUCAAAAUGGCUAUUGGUCUCGCUGUCCUCAGAGGUAGCUGGAUGAUGGGCGUCUACCGUCGGAGGUUGACGUAA
Molecule: messenger RNA, 1197 nt
Organism: Colletotrichum karsti
Lineage: Eukaryota; Fungi; Ascomycota; Sordariomycetes; Glomerellales; Glomerellaceae
Product: putative glycosyl transferase family 2
Exons: 3
Coding region: 1-1197 (398 amino acids)
Cellular component (GO): endoplasmic reticulum membrane
Source: RefSeq, a predicted model, not a curated record